CAGUCCGGCAGAACAUCUGAGAUCCCAGAGAACUGUGCUGUCAGUCAACCCUCUCAAGAAGACAAGAGUCUGUCAUCGGAGGAAGAUGCACUCUCAUCAGCUGGUGUUCAUGGUCAUUGCUGUGAUGUGGAUUGUGACAAUCACAGAUGCAUAUCCAUACACGCCAGACACAGCCAUCCCUGCAGAGGACAUGGCCAAAUACUAUACUGCGCUACGACACUAUAUCAAGCUCAUCACACGACAAAGGUAUGGGAAAAGAAGCAGUCCUGAGCCCAUGUUCUUGAGUCGGCUGUUGAGAGAGACACAAGAAAGCAUUCCUGAGUCAACAUAUGAUGAAGCAGGCACUGAACAUGACAAGAUCAGAUUAAAGGUAAUAUCCAAUUGGUAAUGGAAGCGGUGACCAGAGAGUGGCAGUGUGCA
Molecule: messenger RNA, 420 nt
Organism: Sinocyclocheilus grahami
Lineage: Eukaryota; Metazoa; Chordata; Actinopteri; Cypriniformes; Cyprinidae
Product: pro-neuropeptide Y
Exons: 4
Coding region: 86-388 (100 amino acids)
Biological process (GO): feeding behavior; neuropeptide signaling pathway
Cellular component (GO): extracellular region
Molecular function (GO): neuropeptide Y receptor binding; neuropeptide hormone activity
Source: RefSeq, a predicted model, not a curated record